GUACACCUCCGACGCCCCAUCCGCGCUCACCCCUGCCACCACUGCUGCCUUCAUCCGUCUGCUCACCCGUCUCAUCCACAACCGCGCUCUCUUCAGCAAGAGCCCCACCCUCUCUGCCGUCGCCUCCCGCGUGGCUGCCUCGCUGUCCUACCUGGCGCCACGUGUCACCCUUCCAGUGGUUCUGGAGAGCUUCCAGGGGGCGUUAACCACUGUCACAGCCACACACCAGCUCGAGUCCGCCCUCUCCACCCUCGCCCUCUCCGUCCGCCCCUUGCUGCUCGCUGCUUCGCAAACCCCCUCGGAGCAAGACAGCACACCUGAAUCUAUGGAUGUGGAUGGACCAGCAGCAGUGGGGGCUGGGGAGGGUGGCAUGGACACAUGGCAGAAGAUGAUUGGGCGGGCGAGGGAGGUAGUGUCUGAAGCGCUGGUGGCGACGCUUCCUGGGAUUGACGCCAAUGACCCGCCUAAGACGCUCGCCACCCUGCAUCUCUACCUCUCUGUCUUCUCCUCGAUCGGUCCAAUAGGGGACGAGGAAAGCCCUUUUGCGCUCUCCAUUGAUUGGUCCACGUGGCUGGAGGACUUUCUCUCGCGCCUCUUCUCCCUUUUCUCUCACUUGGAGAGUGCUGCUCCCACUGCUACUGUGGCGAGCGCUGCAGCAGGCACUGAGAGGUCUUUCCUCAUGAAGGAGGCGGAGGGAUCAACCUUCCGCUCCACCGUCAGCAUUCUCUUCGCCCGCCUCUCUCCUCCUCUCCUCAAUCAGAUCAUCUCAAGGGUGGAGCGCUAUGUAUCCAGCUCUGUCGUCCGCGGGUGUGAGGAGGAGAUCGGCACACUCGUAGCAGCGCUGGCCUAUGCUGCUCCUGAGGCCACCUGCACUCGGAUCCUUGCCGGAGUCAUGGAUUCUGCCAUGUCCCUCCUCCAAUCGCUGCCUGCCACGUCAUUCCUGGGGCUCGCUGAGUCCCCUGCUGCUGCUGCGGAUGCAGGAGAGGCACUAAAACUCCCAGCCAAUCAGCUGUCGACAACUCAGGAGGCUACGGUUCUCUUCCACAUGCACCUCGUCAGCAACGCUGUCCCCUUUAGUGGCUCUGCUCUGAUAGCACAUAAGGACCGCCUCAUCGCGCUUAUCGAUGCUGCCUUCUCAUCCACCUCCCAGAAGGUGGUUGACGCAGCAGCGGAUCUGCUUCAGAAGUUCCUGUUCGCGCUCAUCUUCUAUUACCCCUUGAAUGAAUACACUUUCUUGGGCUGGGAGGAUUCAGCUCCAGGGGUUGAGAGGUGGUUUUCCAAACAAGCAGCAUCAGCAACAGCAGCAGCAGCGCCUCCAAUAGCAGCAGGACAAGUGGCAGCAACAGGAGCUCUCCAGUGGCACGUGCCAUCUACAGAAGAGACAACGCUGGCCACCCAGCUUAUUGACAAGUACCUGGGCGGCGCGUUGAGGGAAAUCCGGUGGUUGCGCACAAGGCCCGCCACGUCAGCAUCAGCCAGCUCAGCAGCGGUGGGAGCCAAACUGGCCUGGCGAGUGGCCCUUCGUCGCCUCUGGGCCGUUUUCUCCGGCACCCGAACCAACCUCCCGGACCUGACCACCAGGUUCGGGAGCCAAGCCUCCGGCGCACCCACCGACGCCACGGCACCAGGCACCCCUCUAGCAGUGGUGGGACGGUCGGGAGUGACCAUAGGCGAUGUUACUAUGCGGGAGGAAGCUUCUGGGGAGCUUCAUGAGGCUUGUGUGUGGCUGGUGAGGCGGCAGAGGGAUGACACUCAGACGUUGGCGCUGCUGGCAGAAGUGGAAGGGCUGCUGCUGAACCCAGGCACACUCGAGUACUCCGACUCCCUGCACGGGCUGAGAGUGGUGAAGCAGCAGGCAGGGCUUCUGUCAGAGCCUAAAGGGUCGCCAUGGAUGAAGGCUGGAGAGACGAGGAGGAGGCCGCCGUGGGUGCUGGCAGAGCUGGCAUACGAGCAUCUACUCUGGAGGGCCUCUCAGGCGCACUUCAAGACAAUCUACGCCGGCCAGCGCCGCCCACCGCCCCUCCCUAGGGCGGUGAAAGUGCUGCUGGGAGAUCUGCUGCUGCUGUCGGUGCACCGUUAUGCGUCCGUGCAGGGUGUUGCGCGUGCCAGCCUGGAGCUCCUUCUUAAGCGCUUCCCGCCAGCUGUCGACACGGCAUUGCGCCAGCUGGCGCCGUGUGUGGCUGGGGAGGCAGGUGCAGUGGCAAGGCUGCUCAGGAUGGGGAAGAGUGCUGGCAGCAUUGGUGGUGAUGGCAAUGGUGACCGAGAGAAGCAAGAGAGCGAGGAAGAGAAGGUGGAGGAGAUGAAAACGGCAGAGGAUGGAGAGGAAGUGGAGGAGAAGGAGGACAGGGAGGAGGCAGCAGUGGGAGCCUGCCAGGUGUUCGUGAGCCGGCCAAUCAUGCGCAAGAUCGCUUACGACUGGCGGGCUUUGGCUCCUUUCCUCUCUGCUCUCCUGGCCUCGCACUCCAUUGAUUCUCUCAAGGCUCUUAACGCCAUCAACCAGCUCUUCAUCGCGUUUGUCUCUCGCUUCGCUGGAGUGAAUCCAAUUCGGCCCCGCCGGGUGCCUGCUAUGGGAGAGGAGCAAGAUACGCUCUCAUGGGUAAUGCGCUGCUCAUCAACACCCCCCUGCACGCCCCACCCUUUCCCUCGCCCCUCUCUCGUUCCCUCCCCAUGCAUUCUUCCUCUAACCCUCCUCUAUUGCAGGUACGCUCUCAUGGCCAAUGCACUGCUCGCCCUCCUCUCCUCCUCCGUCCCCUCCACUUCACCUCCUCCUCUUACUCCUCCUUUUCUUCCACCUUCUGCCGAUGUCGCCUCUUCUAUCAUUCAACAGCAGCUUCCUUCUACUCUCUCUCAACAACAGCAGACCCCAUACCUGCCUCUGCACUACCUCGGCCUCCUUGCAGGUCCUCUCCCCCUCCUCCGGCCCCUCGCUACCUCCGCACUCCUCCUCCUCCUCCCCCCUUCACUCCAGCGUCCCCUCCUCCCCUCCUCUCCUCCAUCCACCACACCUCCUACCACCGAGCUCUCCCCCCUCUCUUCCUCACUCACUCCUCCUCUCCUCCCACUCUCCCUCCUCACCUCCCCCGCCUUCCUCUCCUCCCUCACACUCCACCUCUCACUCGACCAUCAAUCCGGAGAUCUCCCCUCGGGGGCAAAUGGGCGGGGGAGGGGCAGGGGCGGCGGGGGAAGGCUGGCAGGUCUAUUCGGCGGCGGGGGAGGGGGGAACGGGGCGGGCGGGGGCGAUAAUCCUGGAGCUACAGUAUCGGCUCUGUUCAGCGCGGGGCUUGGGGCGUCUGCCACGUCAGCGCUGCUCUCGGAUUGGCCGAGGAGCAAGUCCCGGGGUUUGGUGCCGUCCUUUGAGUCUCAAACUGACUGGGCCACGUGUGUGAGGUAUGUGUUGUCCUGGAGGAGACAGGAUGCGAGCAGCUGGGAAGUUGUUGAAGCAGGGGGUUCAGAGGGGGCAGCGGAUGGACGUGGGGGGGGUGGAGGGGGGGUGAGGGGCAGGAUCCAGCGGCUCGUGCGGGAGAAGCUUCUGGAGAAGCUUCCAGGAAACGCGGCCUCGGGUCAGCAGGCAAAACGGCUGAUGCUGCUGGUGGUGGCGGUAGGGGAGAUGGGGCAAGGGGAGGGAAGGGCUGAGAGUACUGAGCAACAGGAGGAGGAGGAUGAGGAGGAAUUGAAAUUCCUUACGAGAUUGGCAGAGGAAGCUAAGGGGUUGAUGACACAUAGUGCGAGACAGGUUCGUCAGCUUCUGGGGGAGGUGUUAUCUGCUCUUCUGGCUGCACUCAGCACUAGAUUCGCCGCUUCGUCCUCUUCCUCCUCCUCCGCUUCUGCCGCUGUUGCUGCCAGCCUGUCAAAUCAUAUCUUGGCAGAAGCUGCCAAAGCUGCUACAGUGAUCAAGUCCAUGGGAAGCAGCACCGAGCAGCAGAAAGAGACAAAGGAGGGUUCGAAGAAGCAAGAGGAGGAGAUGGAAGAGGUGGAGGGGAAGGUGGGAGGGGAUGAGGGGAGCAGUGAAGCAGGGAGGGAGGGGUCUGAGGAGGACAGGAGCAUGUGGACGAUGGAGUCUAUUCUCUACCUCCUCAUGUCUGCUGUCAAGUCGGGAGAUGCCCCUCCAUUCCUCCCAACCAUCGUCGCUCUGCUGCCGCCUCUGCUUUCCAUUCAGGAAACCCCCAACACGGAUCUGUCUCUCCUCGCCAAGCAAUGCCUGGCAUACACCAAGUACCUGCCGCUCCCUGCAACUGCCGUUCCAGCAGCAGCAGCGGCUGUGCUGGCAGCGGCACAGUCGAGCAACUGGAAGGAGAGGGCGGCUGCUCUCUCGUUCUGCCAGUCCUUUGUUUUCCGCAACGGAUUCCUUCUCUCAUCCGCCGACCUCACAUCUCUUCGUCAAGCCGUCAUUGCAUGUCUGCAAGACCCACAGCCAGAGGUGCGUGACAUGGCAUCCGCCACGCUGGCAGGCCUUUUCAAGGCAGCCCCACAGGGUGACACGUGGCCAGCUGUCAUUCGCCAGAGCUUCAUCCAAUCAGCUGCAGCCACGCUCAAGGCCUCGAGAGCCUCCCGCAAACGGGCCAGUGGGGGAAAGCCGUUGGAUGCUGACUCGGCAGCCAAGGCGGCAGCACGGACAGUCAAGAUGCAUGGAUCGGCGCUUGGGCUUGCUGCUGCCGUGCGAUCAGCACCAUACGAUGUUCCCCUGUGGUUACCAGACGUGCUGCUGUCGCUUGCCAGCCUUGCACAAGAGCCUGCCCCAGUUGGCCCUGCGGUGGGGAAGGCUCUGGGGGACUUCAAGCGCACACAUGCCGACAGCUGGCACAUUCAUAAAGAGGCUUUCAGUGCGGAGCAGCUGGAGGUUAUCAAUGACCUAUCUUCAACUGUGGGGUAUUUUGUGUAG
Messenger RNA from Closterium sp. Naga37s-1, 4879 nucleotides. The record is from the annotation of a GenBank genome assembly. NCBI's taxonomy places the organism in Eukaryota, Viridiplantae, Streptophyta, Zygnematophyceae, Desmidiales, Closteriaceae.